Messenger RNA from Chaetomium fimeti, 2989 nucleotides. RefSeq names its product P-loop containing nucleoside triphosphate hydrolase protein. The record is from RefSeq and is a predicted model, not a curated record. NCBI's taxonomy places the organism in Eukaryota, Fungi, Ascomycota, Sordariomycetes, Sordariales, Chaetomiaceae. Gene Ontology annotation, molecular function: ATP binding; preribosome binding; ATP hydrolysis activity. Gene Ontology annotation, cellular component: nucleus. Gene Ontology annotation, biological process: ribosome biogenesis. The coding region runs from base 359 to 2809 and encodes 816 amino acids. The transcript has 2 exons.
AUCAUGCCGCUCAAAGGAUUAUACUGCCCAAGUUUGGCCACGUAUUCAUUUGGUUGACUUCAGAGGAAUGGAGCAAGAAUUUAUCCCGGAGUAGGUAUUAGAUAUGAAUUCGUACUUAAAGUGUCAUUGACAAACCAGCGGUACCCUUCGCAACGCUCACAAGUUUUUUUUUGCCAUUUCGUGAACUGAGCUCAUCCAUGAUUACACAAGCAGCGCAUCUCGGCCACUGCAUCACAGGACUGUCAGGUUUGGUCAAGACUGACGACGUAAACGGCUAUCUCUGUUUUAUUUUGUCGUUUUUUGCCUCUUUUUCUUGUUUUCUUUUAGUCUUUCCCUUAUUUAUUGAUACCAGCAGACCAUGUCACGGCGGCAAGGGACCAACAUGAGAUUGGGGUUAGACCGUGAGGUCUACCAAAUAAUUCUCAAACUGGAGGAAGAAGGGGGCGAAAGCGGACGGAAACCCCGGCUCGCCGUAGGAUCAGUUUACGACAGCAUCAAGCGCUCAAACUCAAGCCUCGCCCGCCAAAAGAAGAAGACACUGGAGGAGUCGAUCGAGCGCGUGUUGACGGUACGGAAAGACCAAUCCAAGGCCGACGAGCAGGAAGACUCGGAUGAUCUUCUCGAAGCCCAGGAGCAAGAAAGGAUAAAGGCGGCAAAAGCCGAGCGCGACCAAAAUAUCAUCAAUCGCCAGAUCGCCAAGUCUUGGGGUUUUGCCAACAACGAAAAGGGCGCCAGCACAGAUUCUACCGUCACACCCGCCGCAACACCAGCUACAACUCCCGGCGUGCCACCACCCGAGGCUACCGUGGGGACGCCCAAUAUGGAUGCCCCCGCCGCCACCGGGGAUAGGCAAGCGAAUGGGGAACCGAGACCCAAGAAGCGGAAAAGCGGCCCCAAGGAAGUCGACCGGAGCCCUCCUUCAAGCGUGUCCAUCCUGGACAUUGCUGGCGUGGACGACACGCUCGACAGGCUACUGGAUGAGGUGUGGUUUCCGCUCUGCGCCGGCGAGGCCUGCGAGAAGAUGGGCUACCGUUACGACAACGGCGUCCUGCUCCACGGCCCGUCGGGCUGCGGAAAGACAACACUCGCCCAUGCCGUCGCCGGGAGCGUAGGCGCUGCGUUUAUUCCGGUGUCUGCGCCGUCUAUCGUCGGAGGCACGUCGGGCGAAUCUGAGAAGAACAUCCGCGACGUGUUUGACGAGGCCAUUCGCCUCGCACCCUGCCUUGUGUUCUUCGACGAAAUUGAUUCCAUCGCGGGGAGACGAGAGAGCGCAAACAAGGGCAUGGAGAGCCGUAUCGUGGCAGAGAUCAUGAACGGCAUGGACCGGAUUAAACAACAAACUCCGUUAGGCAAGAACGUGGUAGUCCUAGCGGCUACCAACCGACCCGACUUUCUAGACCCGGCCAUUCGCCGCCGCUUCAGCUCCGAGAUCGACAUGGGCAUGCCGAACGAGACGGCGCGCGAACACAUCCUCCGAUCACUGACCCGCGAUCUCAGCCUCGCAGACGACGUCGACUUCCGGGAGCUAGCCAAGCUGACACCCGGCUACGUCGGCAGCGAUCUCCAGUACGUUGUCAAGGCCGCCGUGUCGGGCAGCUGCCGCGGCAAGCUCGAGGACCUCCUCCGCAGAGCCCGCGCCCUGGGCGCCCCCGACUACCUCACCGCGGCCUCGCAGAAGCAGCGCGACUGGGUCCUCCUCGAAGACCACCGCCGCGCGCCCUGGGAAGAGAGCCACAUCACCAUGUCCCAGUUCAAAUCGGCCGUGUCGCGCGUGCAGCCCGCCUCCAAACGCGAGGGCUUCAGCACCAUCCCAGACACAACCUGGUCUCACGUGGGCGCGCUCGACGAAGUGCGCAAGAAGCUCGAGAUGUCCAUCAUCGGCCCCAUCAAGAACCCGGAGCUCUUCACGCGCGUGGGCAUCAAGCCGGCGGCGGGCAUCCUGCUGUGGGGGCCGCCCGGGUGCGGCAAGACGCUGGUAGCCAAGGCGGUGGCCAACGAGUCCAAGGCCAACUUCAUCUCAAUCAAAGGCCCGGAGCUGCUCAACAAGUACGUAGGCGAGUCAGAGCGGGCAGUGCGGCAGCUGUUCGCGCGGGCCAAGUCAUCGGCGCCCUGCAUCCUCUUCUUCGACGAGAUGGACGCGCUAGUACCGCGGCGCGACGACUCGCUCUCGGACGCCAGCGCGCGCGUCGUCAACACGCUACUGACCGAGCUCGACGGCGUGGGCGACCGGUCCGGAAUCUACGUCAUCGGCGCCACCAACCGGCCGGAUAUCAUCGACGAGGCCAUCCGCCGGCCGGGACGCCUCGGCACCAGCAUCUACGUCGGCCUGCCCUCGGCCCCGGACCGCGUCGACAUCCUGCGCACCCUCUUCCGCAACACCGUCUCCAAGGCCCGCGCCGACCGCCGCCAGCUCGAGGCCGCCGCCGCCGGCACCACAGCAGCCGCCGGCACCGGCACCGGAACCGACGUCGACAUGACCGACGCCACCACCCCCUCAAACACCACAAACACCACCACCACCACCACCACCGCAACCACCGCAACAGAAACCCGCGAAGCCGACCUGGAAAAGGUCGCCCUCGACAUGCGCUGCACGGGGUUCUCGGGCGCCGAUCUGGGCAACCUGAUGCAGGCGGCGGCGCAGGCGUGUCUGGAGCGGGCCUACCUGAUGCAGAAGCAGGCCGCCAGCGGCGGCGGGCGGGACGGGCCGGCGGCGGAUCCGGUGAUCACGUCGGCGGACUGGGAGAAGGCGCUGCGGGAGGUUAAGCCGAGCGUCAAGGAUGCGGGGCGGUACGCGCUUGAGGGGUAGUUAGGGGUGGAUUACAUAGGUAGUUUUGUUUGUGUGAAUCUAUACAGCCACCCCUCAGGGGUUGUUUUUGUUUUUGUCUUGUUUUUCCGCGCAGAAAUGUUCUUCUCCGCGGCGGUCUUGAACCGGAGCGGCGAACGAGCUGAAUCCAUGAUGAUACCUGCUUAUUGCAGGGAACACGUU